AAAGCACAAUUUAUAAAAGGCCUUAGUGUACAUGCAGCUCUUCCUAUAUAAUGCCAAAUAAUUUUUGUGUCUGGAAUUCUAACUACCACCAUCGAUUCUCCAUCUUCCAUGUAGUCUACGUUCAUUUUUAACAAUUCCUCUGAUCUGCAAGCUGCAACUUCCUCCAAUAUCCAUAAUUGUCACAAUCUACAACCACAAACUUUGGAAGCAUGAGCAUGCAAUAUUUUACACAAACUAACCUUUAUCAGCAAGUGACAUCUUAGAGGAUGAAAGAAGCGCCUUCAUAUGCUUCGUCUUUCGUCUUCAAUAUUUUUAGAAGGGUUUACAGGCAUGAUUUUACCAAAUUCAGAUUCAGAUCGUUCGGUAUUGGAAAAAAUAGUCUGGGUACUGCCAUUAUUUUACAAAGGAUUUAAAAAAGAUUUAGAAGUUCAGGAUCUCUACAAUGUAAACCAAUGUGACUUAUCGUCAAAACUAGGAAAUAAAAUUGAAAGGUACUGGGAAGACGAAUGUGAGAAGGCAAAGAGGGAAAACAAAAAACCCGAAUUCACUCGGGUGCUUAGGAGAAUGUUUAUGAAACCGUAUUCUUUGUAUGGUGUCGAGCUAUUUUUCCAGUGCAUGGUUUUAAAAAUGGCGCAACCAUUAGUACUAGCGAAAUUCAUAAAGUACUUCGAAUCGCCGAGAAAUGACCUUUACGAUGGUUGGUUAUGGGCGACGGGUGUGAUUGGUAUGGCAUUUAUCAAUGUUGUAAUUACGCAUCAUGCUGCACUUGGGCAGGCACGAAUUGGGAUGCAGUGCAGAAUUGCUACCUGUUCUCUGAUUUAUAGAAAGGUGCUUCGUUUAAAUAAAGCUUCGACUAACAAUACAACCGUGGGACCAGUGGUCAAUUUGUUAUCAAACGAUGUGCUUAGAUUUGAUUUUGUACCGCUAUUUUUGCAUUACAUCUGGAUAAUGCCUCUGCAAGCGAUAGUUGCAGGUAUUAUUAUGUAUGACAGUAUUGGAUGUGCGGCUUUUGCUGGACUGGCAGUUCUUACCAUACAAGCAGUGCCCUUGCAAGGAUACUUAUCUUACUUACAAGGGAAACUUAGACUUAAAAUAGCCAAUCACACAGAUUACAGAGUCCAGCUUAUGAGUGAAAUUACGGCCGGAAUACAAGUCAUCAAAAUGUACGCUUGGGAAAAACCAUUUGAAGAAAUGGUUAAGGUCGCUCGAAAGUUAGAAAUGGACGUUAUGGCUAGAACAUCUUAUAUCCGUGGUUUUUUAAUAUCAUUAACAGUCUUCAGUGACCGUUUCUCUCUAUUUUUGACUAUUGUAACUUACGUACUUCUCGGAAAUGCUUUAACUAGUGAUAAAGUUUUUUCAAUGGCGCAGCUUUUCAAUACCGUUCAAUCGUACAUGGUGGUACUUUACCCGUUUGCGAUGUCGUUCUUCGCCGAAGCAAAAGUGUCAGUAGAAAGGGUUGAGAAAUUUCUUUUGCAAGACGAAGUACACACAACCCAAGUAUCGAGCCGAACAACUAAUAUUGACGGGUCCGUACAAACUGGUUUGAUCAAGAUUAGUGGGGCAAACGCAAAUUGGGUACCCGACCCCAUAGCUGAUACUUUGAGUAACAUAAAUUUGACCAUCGCACCUGGGACACUGUGUGCUGUUGUGGGGACAGUAGGCGCCGGAAAAAGCUCAUUACUAAGCCUAAUUGUGAAAGAACUUCCCCUAAAUACUGGAUUGUUAGAGGUACACGGAAGUGUAUCAUACGCCUCACAAGACCCUUGGCUUUUUACAUCAACAGUUCGCAAUAAUAUUCUUUUUGGGUUGCCAUAUAUAACAAAUAAAUACAAAAACAUCGUAGACGUAUGCGCUUUAAAGAAAGAUUUUGAACUACUUCAAAAUGGCGAUCGAACUUUAGUUGGAGAAAGAGGAGUGUCGUUAAGUGGUGGUCAAAGAGCACGUAUUAAUUUGGCCCGUUCAGUCUACAGAGAGGCUGAUAUUUACUUAUUUGAUGAUCCUUUAUCUGCCGUCGAUGCGCAUGUUGGAAAACAUCUUUUUGAUGAAUGUAUAGUAAAGUAUUUAAAAGGCAAGACCAGGAUUUUAGUUACUCAUCAAUUGCAAUUUCUGAAACAAGUCGAUACUAUAGUGAUAGUUAAUAAUGGAAAAAUAGAAAAAAUUGGAACUUAUGAUGAAUUACUAAACGAGGAGUUGGCCCACUUGCAAUUUGAAACGCACGAAGAAUCAAAUACAACUACGCCAACUUUAGUGGCGGGACAUUUGCGGCGAGAGAACAAUGCUGACAAAGAUGAAGAAGAUGAACCGCAAGAAACCCAAGAGUUGGUGGAAAAAGGUGCUAUAUCAUCUUCGUUGUAUUUGGAAUAUGUGCGGGCAGGAGGUCCAAUCGUAUUGUUGCUGUUUUGCUUAUUUAUGUUAAUUAUUUCUCAAGUAGCUAAUAAUUCUACAGAUAUUUGGUUAUCAAAAUGGACAAAUGCGAAAGAGAAACACAGCUUACUCGCCGUACCGGUCGAAACAUUAGUUUCAACUAUACCGCCAAACCUAGUUCUUAAAAUUAGAGACAAUAAUACUAUGGAACAAUCUCACAGCACAACUACCACAAUGGUCGAAAAUGUAUAUUCCGAUUCAACUUAUAUGUACGUUUACUCGGUGUUGAUUCUAUCAUCAAUGUUGUUAACCACGCUUCGUUCGAUGCUGUUUUUCAAAAUUUGCAUAAACGCAUCCAAGAAUCUACACAAUAUUAUGUUUAGCAACGUUUUAAAAGCUAAGAUGAGGUUUUUUGACACCAAUCCAUCAGGUAGAAUCUUGAACCGUUUUUCAAAAGACAUGGGGGCAGUUGAUGAAAUACUUCCCAGAGCGAUAUUGGAAACAAUUUAUAUAUUUAUGGUGUUGACUGGAAUACUCGUAAUAGUAUUUCUAGUGCAACCGUGGAUGAUAGUCCCUACUGUCAUAUCGGCGAUUUUCUUUUAUAUAGCAAGGGUAAUUUAUCUGGCUAGUGCUCAAAAUAUUAAACGUAUAGAAGGAAUUACGCGCGCUCCUGCCUUCUCGCACGUAUCAGCCGCACUUUCGGGAUUAGCGACAAUAAGAUCAUCAGGCGCUGAAUCUAUGAUCAUCAAAGAAUUUGACUCAAUACAGGAUCAGCACACAUCGGCUUGGUUUCUCUUUUUAACUACGAGCGAAGCUUUCGGUUUCUAUUUGGAUCUUAUUAGCGUUAUAUUUCUAAUAGUUCUGACAUUCCAAUUUCUAAUUUUUAACGAUGAAACAACACUCGGUGGCGACGUUGGUCUAGUAAUAUCACAAUCACUAACUUUAACUGGUCUACUGCAAUAUGGAGCUAGGCAAACUGCAGAAGUUGCGAGUCAAAUGACCAGUGUAGAACGAAUUGUGCAAUACAUACGUGUGGAUAAAGAGGAGGCACUUUCAUCGAAAAAACCUGAGAGAGAUUGGCCAAAACGUGGAGAGAUUGAAUUUGAAAACGUAAAUUUGUCAUAUAUUGGCGGUGAACCCGUACUGAUCAAUUUAUCUUUUACUGUUAAAUCUGGAGAAAAGAUUGGAAUCGUGGGCAGAACCGGAGCAGGGAAAUCAUCCUUAAUAGCAGCUUUAUUUCGAUUAGCUUCGACGGAAGGUGCAAUUAAAGUAGAUGGUGUGAAUAUUGGUGAUAUUGCCUUGCAUGAUCUGCGUAGCAAAAUUUCAAUUAUUCCACAAGAGCCAGUACUAUUUUCAGCAUCACUAAGGCAAAACUUGGAUCCAUUAAAUGAAUGUGAUGAUAACGCACUGUGGACAGCUCUAGAAAAUGUUGAAAUGAAACAAAUGGUAGAUGAUUUGAGCAUGGAAGUCAAGCAGGGAGGUUCGAAUUUUAGUAUUGGACAAAGGCAAUUACUUUGUUUAGCACGAGCGAUAAUUAAAAAUAAUAAAAUUUUAGUUAUGGAUGAAGCUACAGCAAAUGUGGACCAUCAAACUGAUUCCUUAAUACAAAACACUAUUAGACGCAACUUCAAAAACUGUACAGUAUUAACUAUAGCUCAUAGAUUAAAUACGGUUAUGGAUUCCGACAAAGUGCUGGUAAUGGAUGCAGGUGAAGCUGUUGAAUUCGGACACCCACAUGAACUUCUUCAAAAUCUGAACGGUCACUUUGCGAAUAUGUUGAAGGAAACAGGAACAGCAAUGGAAAAUAAACUACGUCGGAUAGCUGAAAAUUCUUAUAAGCAUUAGAUUUGGAUAAAAAUAAAGCAAUCUCGUUUCA
Molecule: messenger RNA, 4240 nt
Organism: Photinus pyralis (common eastern firefly)
Lineage: Eukaryota; Metazoa; Arthropoda; Insecta; Coleoptera; Lampyridae
Product: probable multidrug resistance-associated protein lethal(2)03659
Exons: 18
Coding region: 286-4209 (1307 amino acids)
Biological process (GO): transmembrane transport
Cellular component (GO): membrane
Molecular function (GO): ATP hydrolysis activity; ATP binding; ABC-type transporter activity
Source: RefSeq, a predicted model, not a curated record